AUGAAAGUCUAUCGCUCCGACACAAUAGACAUUCCUAAAGAUCUGAAUUUAACAGAACUCCUCCAUAGAUCAGCAUAUUCAGACCUUCCUGAGUCUCAUCUAAUCGCCAAGGAUAGUUUAACGAAUCGAAGUAUUACGAUCGGACAGCUACGCGACCGAGCUGGUAAGAUUGCGAAAGGUCUCAAAAUAAAAUUGAAGCCAGUCGACCAAGCAAGAUGGGCCAUUAUUCUACCUAAUAGUGUCGACUUUCUCGAGAUCUUCCACGCGAUACUUUGGACGGGCGGCGUCGUAUGCCCUAUUAAUCACGCACUAAAAGCUACGGAGAUCGGUCAUGGACUUGUUGUCGCAAGACCACACUUUGUGGUAUCCUACGGGGCCACAGUUCCGAUUGUCAAGGAAGCCUUACGAGUCGCUGAAAAAGAGCUUGCCGACCAAGGAGUAAGCUGGGAGAAGCCUAAAAUAAUAACGAUUAUCACUCAAAUUAACGGACUUCCUCACUUACCAGAUGACUACAUCUCAUCAGAGCGUUUACCAAUCCCUCAUUGGCGCGAUACGACAGAUCGCCUUGCAUCAAUUCACCUGUCAUCUGGAACCACAGGCAAACCGAAGGGAGUUGAGCUGACGCACUACAAUUUCGUUUCAAAUUGUUAUCAACUCGUCGCACAUGACCGAGAGCAAUUUAAUCCGUCUUCUCGGACGGUAGCUUUCACGCCAUGGACUCAUAUAGCCAUGACCACAUUGCCGCUUUUCUUGGGCCCUUACACCGGGAUGCUGCACCACGCCAUGCCAAGUUACAACAUCGAAGAAUUUGCGAGGCUAGUCGGAUCGAACCAAGCUACAACUUUCCAAGGUGUGCCAAGCGUUGUCCUUCAGAUGGCAAAUUCUGAUAUAACCAGUCGAUUCGAUUUCAGUCGUGCAAAAUAUAUCAAUGUCGGCGGUCCGCUAAAGAAUGAUCUUAAAGACCGGCUGCUAAGCAAGGCGCCGUGGAAGCUCAUCCAAGUGUAUGGAAUGACGGAAGCUGCCGGAUAUGUCGCAUACCAGAAAGCAAGCGAGGAGCCACCAGAUGGAGUGACAGGCAAGUUAUUACCCAACGUUGAGGCCUGCCUCAAGAAAGAGGGAAGUAUAGAAGACGUGCCCGAAGGUCAACCAGGCGAGCUCUGGUUGAGGGGACCGAAUUUCACGCGAGGAUACGCCUUCAACGAGGAAGCAAAUAAGAAAGGGUUUCCGAUGAAAGGAUGGUACAACACGGGAGAUGUAUGCACCAUCGACGCAGAAGGUCGAAUAAGCGUAGUAGGGAGAACAAAAGACCUUAUCAAGUAUAAAGGCUUCCAGGUAUCGCCAGCAGAGCUAGAGAGUUACAUUAACGCCCAUCCUAACGUGGUGGAAGGGGGUGUGAGUGCACUCUGGGACGAAAGUCAAUUGACGGAACUCCCGACAGCUUGGGUCAUAUUGAAAGAUAGAUUCAAGACUCCGCAAGAAAAGAAAAGGGCUCUCAAGGAGGUACAUCAGGCGGUUGACAGUCAGGUGAGCGGUUACAAGAAGCUCAGGGGAGGAGUCUGGGAGAUCAAGAGGUUGUCGAAAAAUGCGACGGGGAAGAUACUAAGGAAGCAGAUGGCUGCUAUGAGGGAUGGAGUUUGUUCACUCGAAGACUCACUUAAGCCUAAAUUGUAA
Messenger RNA from Daldinia childiae, 1671 nucleotides. RefSeq names its product putative 4-coumarate-CoA ligase 3. Bases 1 to 1671 code for a protein of 556 amino acids. Gene Ontology annotation, biological process: secondary metabolic process. The transcript has a single exon. Lineage: Eukaryota; Fungi; Ascomycota; Sordariomycetes; Xylariales; Hypoxylaceae. Gene Ontology annotation, molecular function: CoA-ligase activity. The record is from RefSeq and is a predicted model, not a curated record.